Stegastes partitus (bicolor damselfish) is the source of this 1004-nucleotide messenger RNA. Its product is annotated as band 4.1-like protein 1. Lineage: Eukaryota; Metazoa; Chordata; Actinopteri; Pomacentridae. The annotation marks the transcript as partial. The transcript has 9 exons. Gene Ontology annotation, molecular function: cytoskeletal protein binding. Gene Ontology annotation, biological process: actomyosin structure organization. Gene Ontology annotation, cellular component: plasma membrane; cytoskeleton. The record is from RefSeq and is a predicted model, not a curated record.
AUGACAACAGAGAAGGGUUUGGCUGGGGAAAUGAAGACCGCGAUGGAGGGAGAUGCCAGGAGAACCAAUCAGGUUCCAGAGGACCAUGGGGAUAUGGAUGAUAGCUCAGAAAAGACCCCCAGCAAAGCCUCCAAAUCCCCACAGAAAAGCAACAAGCGGCCCAAGACCGUCCCCGUCAAAGUCAAUCUGCUCGAUGGCUCCGACUACGACACUGCAGUCGAGAAAUUUGCCAAGGGCCAGACCCUGCUGGACAUGGUGUGUGGCCAUCUGAACCUGCUGGAGAGGGACUACUUUGGCCUGACUUUCCAGGACACGGAUAAUGCCAAGAACUGGUUGGAUCCCUCCAAAGAGAUUAAGAAGCAAAUUCGUGUUGGCUCCUGGAAUUUGGGCUUUUCUGUCAAGUUCUACCCUCCAGAUCCAUCUGUGCUCAUUGAAGACAUCACCAGGUACUACUUGUGCCUGCAGCUGAGGGACGACAUCCUGUCCGGUCGCCUCCCGUGCUCGUUUGUCACCCACGCCCUGCUGGGCUCCUACACUGUCCAGGCUGAACUGGGAGACUAUGAGCCUGAAGAACACGGUCCAGACUACGUCAGUGAUUUCCACUUUGCCCCCAACCAGACACGUGAGCUGGAGGAGAGAGUGAUGGAGCUGCACCGUAAUUAUAGGGGGAUGAGUCCGGCAGAAGCAGAGGUAAACUUUUUAGAAAAUGCCAAGAAGCUCUCGAUGUAUGGCGUGGACCUGCAUCACGCUAAGGAUUCAGAGGGAAUCGACAUAAUGCUUGGUGUAAGUGCCAACGGUCUGCUCAUCUACCGAGACCGUCUCAGGAUCAAUCGGUUCGCCUGGCCAAAAAUCCUCAAGAUUUCCUAUAAAAGAAGCAACUUCUACAUCAAGAUCCGCCCUGGAGAGUAUGAACAGUUUGAGAGCACCAUAGGCUUCAAGCUGCCCAACCACAGGGCCUCGAAGCGAUUGUGGAAGGUCUGCAUUGAGCACCACACCUUCUUCAG